Molecule: messenger RNA, 1704 nt
Organism: Acanthocheilonema viteae
Lineage: Eukaryota; Metazoa; Nematoda; Chromadorea; Rhabditida; Onchocercidae
Source: the annotation of a GenBank genome assembly
AUGAACAGUGAAAAUUUCUGGACGAGUGAUAUAGCACAGGAAGGCAACGAUUCGCGAUCAUUACAGAAACAUUCGAAUUUGGACUCUUCAAGUAUUCGUUAUUCAAAAAAGCGUUCAAGUUUCACAAAACAUUAUGUAUCAACUGAAACGAAUAGUAGUUCUUUUUCCAAGCGUGCUAACGAAAGACGUGUCAACGCUUUAACUAAUGGUUUCAUGGACAAAGGUAUGGUAGCUGCUGGAACAUGUGUUUCACGUAUGACAUCACUCCAGAGCAGCUCAGGGGUUGAUAAUGAUGCACCAGCGCAGACCAUUUCUGGGCGGCGGUCAUUGCUAAGACAUAUAUUUCGCUCAGAAAGUUCAUCCAAUGCUAUAACUGGCGGUGGGAAUGGUAUUACCAACGGUAAUAACAAAAAGAAUUCUGGAACUGAACAUGAAAUGAUGAAAUUGGCUCAAUGCCGUGCUUUCACUCCUUUGGAAGAACGGCAAAUCACUUCAAGUCAGUCAGCUUUUGCACUCUCAUCGACGUCAUCACUAUCAACACAGCAUGAUGCGGAUUCUUUACAGUCAUAUAGCGCUGAACGAUCUACUGAUUGCUUAUUUUUGAAACGGAAUUGGUUUCCUGGACAGCAUCAACAUUCAGCCCUUCGUACCUUUAAACCAGGUCAUUCUACCAACAGUAUUGUUACUCAAGAGGAAGUGCAAAAAUUAAGUAGUUCGAAUUCGUAUUUUACUGUAAAUCCGAAACCAGCUAUAAAACCGAAACCAUUGGCACUGAGGCGUGAACGGAGCGAUUUGACGACUGGAUAUGUGCCACGUAUCGCUACUCACAACAUGGAGCAUAAUGCUGAUGGUAGCGGUAGUGAUGUUAGUGUUCGAUGUGCUCUAAUGCCACCAUCCACAUGCCUUGAUGAAAAUACCUUGCGUAAAUGUUUGGAGGAAUUGAACAGGAAAAGACAAGAAUCAGGAGCUGAAGCUUCCGAAGCUAACUCCAAACCUCGUCAGCAGCAGCAAUCCCAACGAAAUCAUCAUAAGGAAACAAAUAAAAUUGAGUGCGACAACGUUAAUGUCGUUUUAAGGACACGCUCCAGUGAUAGAACUGAUCAGCGUCGUUUGUCGGUUCCCGAUUUGGCAGAUUUGGCGCAUAACUCAUUAGCAAAUGGUGUUACGGGAGUUGUAGCCACGGCAAAGGCUUUAACUUCGAAACUUGGUCGAAACCCGAGAACUGGAGAAUUACAGACGAUAAAUGAAGGAUUAGUUACACCCGUGGUACGACGCAAGCAGUACAUCAAAGAUAUGCACGCGAAUAAUACAACAAACGACUGGUCUGAUGGAAGUUUACUUCAAAAACCAUCACUAACUCACAAAAAAAUGACAAAGCAAAUUGAGCAGGAGCAUUUAAAACGUGAAAGUUGUGAUGGUGCAGAACAUAUCUUCACCAGAAAUUUUGCGGAAUGUCCUUGUUGCCCUAACAAGGGAACCGAAAUUCAGGAAGAGAGUUAUUCUGUCAUUAUUCACACUGGUUUGCUUAGUCAUACUGGUGAAAUUGCUUUUGUUGGACAGACGAGCUGUGCGGAUGUGUCAAUUAUUGCUCAUGCAGAUGACAUUUCUACUACACUGAAUUCGGCAUUGACAGUGUUCGCGCUUAGACAUGAACCUUAUUUAUGUUUAUGCGUGCAUAUUCCUGCAAACUUAUUUUCAAAUUGA